GUAACACUGCUCUUUAGAAAAAAGGCUUCUUUUUUCUCGUUUGUCAGGGUAAUUUCGUGUUUAAAUUAAACACUCGACGAUGCGUUUGUGCUUUUUUUAAUUGCCAUUUGAAACUUGAUACAAAAUUAGUACAAGAAAGCGAUUUAACCAAAUAGUGUUUCGUAUGAGAGAAACUACCAAAAGCAAAAAUGACGGUGGACGGUGAUGAGAAACCUAAGCGGGAUCGUGUCUUCAUGGACAUUUCGAUCGGAGGCUUGCCCUCCGGCCGUAUAGUGUUUGAGUUGUUUAACGAUGUAGCUCCCAAAACGGCGGAGAACUUUCGGGGUCUCUGCGCAGGAGACAUGGGCGUCGGGAAGGUCACUGGGAAACCAUUAACCUAUAAGGGUAUGGUUUUUCAUAGAGUAGUAAAAGACUUCAUGAUACAAGGAGGAGACUUCACAAAUGCUAAUGGGACUGGAGGAGAGUCCAUUUACGGCGGCACUUUUGAAGAUGAAACCUUUGAGCUGCAACACGACAGACCUUACUUGCUGUCUAUGGCUAACAGGGGCAAAGACACAAAUGGUUCACAGUUCUUUAUUACAACACAGCCGGCCCCGCAUCUCGACAAUGUGCACUGUGUGUUCGGCGCGGUGGUGGGCGGCGCGACGCUGGUGCGGCAGCUGGAGGCGCUGCCCGUGGACCGCAACGCGCGCCCGCUGCAGGACGUCACCGUCUCCAACUGCGGCCAGCUCGUGCAGAUUAAACACGCUAAAAAACGCAAGCAAGACAAGGCAAAAGAAAAAGAGAGUGGUGAAGAAAGUGACCACUCUCAUAAAAAAGACAAAAAGAAGAAGAAGGAUAAGAAAAAGAAACGCCAUCAUUCCGACCGUUCGGCCGACGAGGAGCCCCCAGAAGCGCCUUCUCACCCCCUCGUGAGCACCUCCAAGAUCGACCCUCGGGAAAUACCCGAAGUGCCCACGAACAGGUUCCUGAUGAGAGGCGGCCGCGAUCAGGACAAAGAUAGGAACGAUCCCAGGAGGGACAGAGAAAGGGCGCGAUACCGUGAGCGAGAGCGCCACUCCUACACUCGUAGCGGGAGGAUCAUAAAGGGCCGAGGAGUGUUCCGUUAUCGUACUCCGUCUCGCUCCCGGUCCCGCUCGCGGUCGGCCACUCCGCCGCACUGGCGCCAAGCGCAGAGGCGGAUCAUCAAGCUGGCACACUUGGAGGUGGAUAGAGAACAACCCGAGCAAGUCAUGCAAAGACGACCCAUCGAGACCAAGCAAGAGAUUGGAGAGGGAGAGGAGGGUACUCCGGAGAGGCCGAGAGAGAAAGAAGAAGGAGAAUGUGAUACAACUGUUGACACGUCGCACCAUGAAAGAAUCGACUACAAUGCACUUGACUUCGAGGAAGACGUUGAACAUGAAGAUGAUAGAGAGCUUGCCUUCAAACGCAAGCCUGACCACAAGAGAGCUCCCCAAGAGCAGUGGGGUGGUGGAGAAAGGGCCGAAAUGUUGGCGCGAGCACUCGGCGUCAAUCCUAAGCAGAUGGAACCUCUGAACAGGAACACCAGAGAUGCGAGAGAAACCAGAGACAUUAGAGAGCAUCAUGAGAAACGUCGCGAUGGGCUCGCUUCCUCCGUUAGCUAUGCGACACCUAAACUAUCCUCCGCUAUAGCCACAGUGAGCCACGAAGAGUUUGAGCCGCAGAGAAGUGAUGAGAACAAAGGAUACGAUCCCUUUAGUCUUUUGCGUAGCCAGUUUAGUAGGAAUAAGGAUAAAGUUGGGAUUGCAUCUAGGAUUGUAAAGGAAAAAGAAAGACACGUAGAGGAAGACAGACACAAACAAAGGGGUGAAAAAAGUCACCGUCACGCCUCAUCCCAUAGGGAAGAGAAAGCCAAAAAUGAAGAAAAGCCAGAAUUUUCGAAGCGUGAUUCUGAAAAAGUUGACCGCGAAUCUAAACAAUCAGAGAGCUACAAAUAUUCAGAUCGAUCCAAAGAUAGAAGCGACAACAGAACGCCAGAAAAACCAGAAGAAAGAGGUGAAUCUAAAAAUAAACGUGAACGUUCAGAGAAGAAGACAAGAGAUGGGUCAAGAGAUAGAGACUACAGAAGUAGUGAGAAGAGAGACAAAUCAACUGAUAAGGAAUCAAGACGCUACAAAUCUAAAGAACGAAGUGAUAAGAGACUUUCGACAGAAAAAGAAGAUAGAUCGAAGCAUAGAAGCGAAAAAAGAGAACGUUCAGAUGAGAAAUACAAACGCGACAAAUCUCGUGAGAGGAGUAGCAGGAGAGAUAGAUCUAGCGAUGUAGAAGAUAAAUCUAAAGAUAAAGGUGAAACAUCAACUAGAGAUAGAGACAGCAAGAGAGAUGACAAACGGGAUAGAUCUAAAGAGAGAGACGAAAAAGAUCGAAACACAAGUAAAAAGGUUCGAGAAAGAAAGAGUAAAUGGGACAACCCGGAUGAAGAGAAAGAAGAGAAACCUAGUGACAAUGACAGAAAUGAGAAGAACAAAGGACAUUCGUCUACUAAAGAGAGAUCCAGUUCCCGUAAUCGUGAUCCCAAGAGUCAAGAAAAGACCAAUAAAGAUGAUGAUAAAAAGAAGGAGGAAGAACGUGACGAAGCUCGCAAGGAGUUGAUGGAGAUAGUGCGCCUCAUCAAGUCUAGGCAGCGCCAGAGGGAAAAUAAGGCCUCAGUGGAGGUGAAGAAGAAACAGCGCUCGUCGAGCCGGUCGUCCGACCGCGAGGACGACAAGUCUCGGAGACGCAAGUCCUCGGAUCGCGACAGACGCAGUCGCAGCAGGGGUAAUCGUUCUCGCCGCUCGCGCAGCCCGCGCUCCCGUCGCCACAGGCGAUCUUCGUCCUCCAACUAAUUAGGAGAAGAAGAUGGCAGCACAGUUGCUGGCCAUGGCAUGUAGCCACAUAGAUUCUCUUUCUACAAACGCGCUGCCGUGCUAUGACAUUACACAGUACCUACAGAUAACACCCAUAAAUGAAGUCAAUACAUACAUUAACAGCCGAUGGACGUCCACUGAUGGACAUAGACAAAACGGUCUCGAACCGCCAGCUUCCAGCGGCUCCUUUCAACCUGCUUGAUGUCCUCAGUACACAUAGUGGACUUUCCAGUGCGAGGUCGCUAUUCCAGCACCUUGGGACCCCAAUAUCCAUCGGCUCUUCGAACUAUAUCGUCAGUGACUUUGGUUUGUCUGCGGAUUUCUGAUUCGAUCUCGCAGAGAAACUCGAAGCAUAGCUGAGUGACAUUGAUGAAUACCACAGUUAGUGACCAAGUCUCGGAACCAUAAGUCAUCACUGACCAACACGCACUGUUCGAAAACUGAGGAGUUUUGGUUGUAAUAUUGUGUACACAUACUGACAUUUUAAUGAAUUCAAAAGUCUGUGAGAUGCAUAAUAGUAUACACACACUACACUAUUUCAAGUAAAUAGUACUAAGUAAAUAGUAAUAGCAAAGAACUGCGAUUUUUUAAAAGUGGAUGUUUUUAAAUCUCAGACUAAUUACAUAAGGACCUGCCUCGCUAGACGUUACUUUUUUGUCAAAGUAUAUGAUCAACGAUCUAAUGCUAUCAUAAAAACUGUCUUUAUAGUAUCGACGUUUCAUUGUUGUAAUCAUGUUCGUCGGUUAAAGAGCUCCGUAAACAUACAUUUUAUGUGUAAUUGAAUGUAAAUGUAGAUCUGAUCCAAAUCUGAGUUUGUUUUCUUUAAAAAAUGACAGACAAAUUUUGUUCAUGAAGUUGGGUGCAAUACUGGUCCUAUAUAAUAAUUGGUCUGAGUUUUAAAUACAAUUUUCAGUCAUGGUACGGCAAUUAACGCUUCGGAAAUUAAAAAAUGUAUGGGAAUGACAUAUACAAUUCAUAGAUUUAUCGAUUAUUAUUAUUAAUCGUAAUACGUUUAUCCUACUUAUAACGAAUGUUGUCCCAAUACAUUUAUUAGUUUUCGCGUCGUUAGUAUUAGAAAGAGAAUCUAUAUAUUAUUAUUAUUUUACUAGUAAAUAAGUGAUUACGCAAUUUUAAUUUUAAUUGUCAUUUGUCGGAUGAUUGGAAUCAUCGCUAUUAGUUUGUUUAAAAUGUCGAUAUAAAGAUCUGCAUUGACUAAAUACUUCUACAUUUUUAAUAAAGAAACGUGUGCGGUGGGUGUAAAUUUUAAAUAAAAUAAAUAAUGUAAUAUUGUACCUAAUCGAGUACCUAGAUAGAUAGAGUGUAGAUUUUUUCUUUCUUCUUCUUUCUUUCUUUUUCUUACCUUUAGCUUAGUAAUUAUUCUUAAACAGUUAGGACUGAGAUAUUUCUGAACAUCCUAAAUAUACCUUAAAUAACGGACCCACGCGACUGCAUCUUAGACCUUUUUAAUCCGGCCCUAUCGCAUAAUCUUAGUGGAUACCAACUAACUAUAAACUACCUCCCUGCCAAAUUUGAGCUUUGUACAUCAAACGGUUUUCGAGAUUAGAAUUUGGGGCUCCAUUAAAUGAAAAUGGUUUUCACGAUAGUGGAUCAUAACACAUACACUGAUAGUACCUAUUUUUUACAUCAUAUUCUCUUAUAACAUCAAAACAUAUAGGUACAUUAUUUUAAAAGUAACUAUGAAGUAAAGAAAUAUUAUAUAUGUUUAUAAAAUUGUGUAAGUUGUAGGAUACAGAAAAAAAAUAUCAAAUAAUUAGGGAGUCUACCCAACACGGAUAAACAUGGCAAGGGGUCUACGACACAAAACAGUUGGGGAAACUCUGGUCUGAAGUGUGGACAUCCAUCAUAAGAAUGUACGAGGUAAUUUUAUGAAAUUUUUAAAAUUGUAGUUUUGUGUGGUUUUUAUAAUAAGACAAAUAAAGAGCUCCAAUACAUUAAAAUAGUUAAACUUUAUACAUCAUGAAUGUAUAUUAUUAUAUUACUCUGUAUGAAUGUAUAUUAUUAUCUAAUAUCAAAAAGAUUUUUUCGCGCUUUUUUUUAUUAGAUUAAUUGCUUUUUAUUAUUAAUAUGCUUUUUAAUAAGCGAACUGUUUGUUAAUUAGAAGCCUUUCUAAUUAAUAAGUUAUCUAUUUUAGGAAGACGGUUCGGCUUUGGAUUUAACUGGUUGUAAGGUAUCUACAUCAGAAAUAUAUUGUUUAUAGAGGGGGGGGGGGGGUGACAUAGAAAUCCGUUUACCAAAAAGCGUUGCUUAGCAAGUACUCGCCAUUACCUAUGUUCCUUCAGUUUGACAGUUUCAUACACAAACGCGCGUCUCUGACCUUACCAUUACAACUGAGUGCCUAGUUUUCAAUGUUUUCAUACUGUGACUAUCGCGAAACCGUAAACGCGAAUUUCCAAGGAAUUGAAAGUUUUGCAGUGGUGCCACUAGAUGGCGCUGUUUCAGUUCAUUAGAAAUUCGCGUUUACCGUUACGCGAUCGUCACAGAAAACUGCCACUAGGCAUUCUGAAGUUGUACCGUCUUCCGAAUAUAGAAUAUCGGUAGAGUAUACAAAUGAAAGUACUAUUGUUAUUUUGUCUCAUCUGUUGACUGAAAGCAAUAAUAACAACGUUGGUAAGAUAAUUAUCUACGGAUGGAUUGGUUAUUUGAAAUGGUUGUAAGUCAUUCGAUUUAAUGUAAUGCAUUUGUGCGUUUGUUAUUUUAUAAGUUUUAGUCGAUAAAUAAAGUUAAUUUCGAACCA
This is a messenger RNA of Bicyclus anynana (squinting bush brown), 5622 nucleotides long. It is a transcript of the gene Moca-cyp, whose product is annotated as peptidyl-prolyl cis-trans isomerase G. The record is from RefSeq and is a predicted model, not a curated record. Lineage: Eukaryota; Metazoa; Arthropoda; Insecta; Lepidoptera; Nymphalidae. The transcript is spliced from 20 exons. Bases 189 to 2846 code for a protein of 885 amino acids. Gene Ontology annotation, cellular component: intracellular membrane-bounded organelle. Gene Ontology annotation, molecular function: peptidyl-prolyl cis-trans isomerase activity. Gene Ontology annotation, biological process: protein peptidyl-prolyl isomerization.